GUUUGUAUUUUUUUUCAUAACGAAUUCUUUAGAAGGAAGAAUGGCUAGGAAACAUUGAUCAUUAACCUUCUAACAGAAAGACGAUUUUAAGAAAAAUAAAAUGCAAGAUCAAGUUAUCUACGCGUACGUGUGUGGACCCAAAUAUGUGAGCGCCUGUGAGUAUGGACGCAAGUGUGUGUGUGCGUGUGUAUGUGCGUGAUUCAUAGUUAGGAGACUGGUUUUCCCGGGAAUUCUAACUGGGAAAAGAGUGGUCGGGGUCAUUCUCCUCUCGAGGUGCCUAUCGACGUAAAAAAAAAGAAGUCGAAAAAGUAACCACCGCUUGCAACAUCCUUACUAGCCUCGCCCUCCGCCUUUCCCGAGACAACAAAUACAAAAGAGCAGAGUUUCUGACCCUUUUUGGAAUCCCCGAAUCGUUAAAUAAACAUUCGGAACCCUUUUUUUAAAUUCGGUCUCGAAAAUGGCAAAAGGGAAUUCUAUGGGCGAGAUGAGGAGGGCCGACCAAGAGCUAUAUAAGGUCGGGUGGAGAGGUCGUAUUCAACCAGACGACAACGCUUCUUUGCCGACGAAACUCAACCAACAUGGCGUCCGUGCGAUCGACCGCUGCCCUCCUCGUCUUCCUUGCCCUCGUCUGCGUCUGCGUCGCGCAGCCAACGUUCCUCCUGAAGAAGCCCUCCUAUGGCUUCGGCUUCGGCUACGGCGGCGGCUACGGCGGCGGCUACGGCGGCGGCUACGGGUCCUACCCUUCCCACGGCUCCUACGGCUACGGAUCCUACGGCUAUAAGCCCUACGGACAAAGCUACGGAUACGUAUACAAGCAGCCUUCUUAUCAGUACUGGUAAAUCUUUCUCUUAUGCAGAGGGAUAAAGUUUUAGUACAAAAAAAAAAAAGCUAUUCCUGAACGAUGUUAUUUGCGACCGUCUUUGUUUUGUGACUUCUGUGUUUGUAAUAAUAACUUUGUGACAUUUGUAGGAAACGGCCGAUGAUAUUAUUUAUACUGUACGCCAUUUCAAUGUCAGAGAGCUAUUCCUGUUUCGAAACUGAGAUGUAAAUCCGAAUAUUUAUUUACCAAAUUUAUUUAUCAACAUGUCAACAUCUCUUUUACAAUAAAGCCUUGUAAUAAA
Molecule: messenger RNA, 1121 nt
Organism: Penaeus chinensis
Lineage: Eukaryota; Metazoa; Arthropoda; Malacostraca; Decapoda; Penaeidae
Product: glycine-rich protein 3-like
Exons: 3
Coding region: 579-839 (86 amino acids)
Source: RefSeq, a predicted model, not a curated record